CCUUUUCGCGGAAUAUCCCUCACAACAAAUAUGGCCGACUUCUGUUGAUAGUUUGGUAGCGUUACCAAAAGUUUUUGAUCUUGUCUGCUGAAUCUAAGGUGCAUCUAGCUCGGGAAUAUUGUCAUUUGGAUACCAUGGAUACCGAUCCCGCCAUUGUCAUGAGUGACAGUCUCAAGAGACUCGCCAGUUUCCAGGAGUACCCUCUGCCAUCACCGGGGGGUAGGAACCACGCGUCUUUGUUGAGGUAUAAUUCACCCCUCAAGUUGUCAAAGGCUGGGUUUUUUCGCCCCCCUAAUGCUCGUGGGGACGAGGUGAAGUGUUUCAAGUGUUUUGUGUCCCACUGGGGGUGGUCAGGCGAGUCGCCGAUGGCCGUGCACCGAAUUCUGAGUCCAGACUGUGCGUUCGUAGCGAGACAUACACCGGCAAUUUUGACAGCUCGGACACCCGGGAGAAUACGAACAGGUGCCCCUUGUAACGUUCGGAGACGUCUACAGAUGGGCUCACCGACGUCGACGGAGGGUACACAUGCUGUCACAGACGCAGGCAUCCAGGAACAGAGCGUUCUCGAGGUAUAUGACAGAUAUAAUAGUAAUACUCCCAGAACACCCGAACAUUCUGACAGUGAGACUGAGGGUGAAGGACAGACUGGGUCAAUGUUGUUCGAGAGUCACAGACUUCUCACCUACCCCAGCCCCACCCACCCACGUGCUGAGGAGUGGGCUGGGUCGGGGUUUGUGUACCAGAGGGAUGGGGGCGUGGUACGGUGUGUGUUCUGUGGGCUAACGACGACAUAUGAUGAAGGCGAACCUGCAUCACUUCACCAGGAAAAGUCCAAGAAUUGUCCUCUUGUGAAGUAUCUGGAUGUUGGGAAUAUCCCGAGAGACUUAGAAAAUAAGAUCCGAUCACAACAUCUUGAACAAUCUUGUGACAACAAUUUUGUGAGUGGUGACCCCAUGUUUAAACAUCCUCAGUUUGAGGAAACACAGGGCAGACUAGAGACAUUCAAGUAUUGGUCUAAACAAAUCAGACCAACAGCUGAUCAGCUUUGCCAAGCAGGGUUUUAUUUCACUGGGUACGCAGACAGGGUUGUGUGUUUCGCCUGUGGGUGCAGCCUGAGGAACUGGGACCCAGAGGCAGACCCCUGGGUGCAGCAUGCUAGACACGCCCCUCACUGUGUGUACGUGAAGCAGCAAAAGGGAGACAACUUUGUCAUGGAUGCUCAGGAGGCUGAGACUCUAACAGAGACUGACACAGUUGAUGACCAGUGCAGCACUUCUGGCUCCCCAGCCACGCCCUCCCCACUCCGCCCGAGUCUGGACAUGGAGGCCAUCAAGGCAGCCUUGGCAUGUCAGUAUGAUGUACAGCAAAUCCGUCAAGCCGUUCUCAAAUUCUUUAUCUUGUCCCGUGGGUUCUACCCUAAUGAUGCACUCCUCCUUGGCACACUGCGAGCUUCCGACGUUAACUUCUCCCAGCUACAGAAACAAAGGGAGACAAUCUACACCAACUACAUGAGUCUCAUCAGACAGAGCGAGGCGCUCCAGCAGCAUAAGCAGGAGAUAGCGAGGAACAAGGAGGAUAAAGAGCGGACCCAGGAGGAGUAUCACACAGAGCUGAGUCGGGAGCAGGCACAGAGACGGUGCGAGGUGCGGGACCUGCAGGUGCACAACAGGACACUGACAGACAGGCUGCAGGGCCAGGCCCAGGUCAUGCAGAGACACUCACAGGUGGUGCAGGACAAGGACCACCAGCUGCAGGACAAGGACCACCAGCUGGGACACCAGGGAGAAGAGCUGGACAGGAAACAGAGGGCACUGAACAGUCUGGCUGUGGAGAACAGGAGGCAGGCUGAGGAGAACAGGAGAAAGGAUGAGGAGAACAGGAGGCAGGCUGAGGAGAUGAGGAGGCAGGCUGAGGAGAACAGGAGGCAGGCUGAGGAGAUGAGGAGGCAGGCUGAGGAGAACAGGAGGCAGGCUGAGGAGUUGGAGAGACUGAAGCAGCUUCUGCAAGCUAACAACAUUCAGAACAAUGGGCCAGUCAAUGCCAACAACAACGCUGCUGCUGCUGUUGCCCCUGUUGUCCCUGUCGCCGCUGUUGCUCCUGCUGUGCCUGCUGUCUCCAACAACCUACGGUGUAAGGUGUGUCUGGAGGAGGAGGCCCAGUGUUUGUUCCGCCCGUGUCGACACGUGUGCUGCGGGACUCAGUGUGCCCCACACUUCAUCGGAAACAGGUGCCCCAUUUGCAGGGACAACGUCAGCGACUGGGAGAUCGUCUAUGUGGCUUAGGAUGGACCACGCUUCAUCGGGAACAGGUUCCCCAUCUGCAGGGACAACAUCAACGACUGGGAGAUCGUCUAUGUGGCUUAGGAUAGAGAAUGAGGAUUUUGUUAUGUAACAAAUCAAUUAAAAACAAAUUUAUUUUCAUAAGAGAAAAUAUUACCGACUGUUCAACAUAUAUAUCAACAUAUGACUUUGGUUGAAUAGAAUGUGAAAUUGCUAGUUUCCAACUACUUACAUAAUUAUAUAAAGUGAAUUCUUCAAGGACUUCAUAACCUACACAGAUACCUUUUCUUAGGUACAUGCUGGUCAUGCUAUUCAGACAUUACAGAAAUGAAAUGUUCUAUUUAUAUACAACAAUUAUUUCUUAAUUAUUCUCAAGACUCUGGAACUAUUUUAGAUAGUGUCUCUCCUUCUAUUGCAUGUACACAUACAUAUACACAUGGAGGGGUGCAUCGACCUUACUGGUGGGCCCUUGGGCUCUUGACUAAACCUUUAGUCAUGUAGUCCUCUGUACAUAUCUGAAUGUUCAUCGGUAUCUGUCUAUUUAUAUCCAUGUCUGUCUCUGUGAGGCUGCUGGCAGCUAUACAUGUUAUUCUGUCCUGGUGAAUAAUCUCUUAUACCACACUUUGUCAUUAUAGAUAGAUAUACUUUACAGUUGGCCUUACUUUAUGUGGUUAAUGAUGUUUGAUUCUGUUUAUAUUGUUCAUGAUUGUAAAUAGUUGUGGGUACACAGUAACGGGCUUGUAAUUUUGUCUGUGGACUCUCAUAUUCACCAGCCAUGCACAUAAUACCCUGUUUCGGCUUGCCUUGUUCAUUAUUGGUAGACACAAGGUCUGGGUAAUGCUAUUUAAGAUGAAUUUUGUUUUAUACUGUUCGUGAUUUGUAAAUAGUAUUUGGUGUGUUGUAGAGGGCAUGCACUUUAUCACUCAUUAACACUCAUACCACAGAUAUAUUACCGGGACAUUUUUCAUCUUUCCAUGAAAGUAUCUCACAGUUGAUGUACAUACAUUAUUAGAGGCAGCAUAUCAUGUUAUCAUGUUUGUUAUGAUUUUGUCCGAAUCAUUUUAUCAUUACCGGUAAUAUUCACAAGUACCAUCGGUCUCAGAGUUGAACCACUGCCAGCAGAGAUCUCUAGUAACCAUUAUUACCAAAACCAGACCAGGUUCACAGCAGGUUACUUUUUGGGGUGUAACACACAUUUACACGCAGCGAUACCAUACAUAGUAUGUGUACCCAUGUAUCAAUUCAUGAUUUAGUGGUCUGUUGAAGUUUUGUAAUAGCCCGUCAUGAUAACUACUCGGUCUUGUGUUUCUAUGCUACCUCUCACAAAACCAAAUUUGGGUAUUACUAUUAGAACGAGCCCAAAUUAGUGAGUCAUGCGAGUUUAAUACAAAUUUUCACCCACACCCCACACCCCACACCCCUCCCCAGUUAUCUUGUGUGAUCUAUGUUGAAUGUGUACAGGCAGCAACAUCUAUACAUACAUCAUCUGUGCCAGUGACAUCAUUCUUACAACUACAGCAACAACACAUCAUUUCACACAACUUCCAUGUCAUCACAGUGCUAGCAGGUUUUUUAUGACCUAUAUAUCAUACCAACCUAUUACAUCUCAUGAUAAAUUCACCAGUUCCUUUGUUUCAGAUCUCACCAAAGGAUUUUUAUUAAUUAAUCUUUAUAAACAAGUUUUAUUUCAUGAGUUAUUUCAAAAUUUAAUUUAGAUUAAGGCAUGGUGACUAUAAUUAUUAGCUUGUGUUCUUUUGCAAGGGGGAAAUGAGAGUUAUCUCCCCUUCCUCUAACCAUUGGUAAAUAUGUAGGUUGAAAUUUUCGUAUAUUAUAGAUAUUAAAGGGUUUCCUUUGAUAUAUGUGCUAAUAUUUUUUUUUGUAAAUAGGCAGUUAUAUUAUUGAGCAAAUCUGUUAUCUUGUUAAAUGUGUUAUUUCCAUAUCUCAUAGUGCUUAUAGAUCAUGUCUGUGCCAUACCUUAACUUGGUGCAGCUUUACAUUUUACACCAACCAGUAUGUUUGGACAUAUAGGUUUUCUUUUAUAGAUGUUUUAGCAAUAUGAAGUAUUAGCUGUAAUUAUUUGAAUCACAUCAAUUUGGUUCACUUGAUGUGACAAUGUUUUUGGUGCAGGUACAAAUUUGUGGCUAAUGCACCAGAGGUAGAAUAUCACCUGGGGGUUUCUUCAGAUGGAUAGACAUUUUUUUAUGUUGAGACACUUGUCAUUUUGCUAUGGUGAAUUUGCUGAAGUUUGUACAUAUUAUAUAAAAGUGUCCAUAUGAAACUAUAGCUGUCUGCACUUUGAAGGAAUGAAUUAAAUAGAAUUUUCUUAAUCAUGUUCAUCUAGUUAACAGCAUCUUAUAUUUGAUGCUGAAUGCCAGAAUGGAGCUCUCAGACACAUUAAAAUGUGUUAUAUCAUUUCGUUCUUGUGAACUUUUUUCUUAGUUUCAUGAAUAGAGCAGGAUUGUGAAUGUGCACAGUCAGUCUUAUAAAUAAAUUCUUUUUAAGAAAAUGAUAAUACAUUUUAUAAGAGCAGUGACCUAAACUGUUAUAAUUUUAAAGCAUGUUUGUUAUUAUUUAUUGUACUUGAACAGUCUAUUUCUCAAAUCCAAGGCUUUAUUUAGGCUAUGGGGCGAUGUUUCAACAAAAGGCUUAAAUAUCAAAUACAAUUACUGUUUAUGAUUUCCUAGGAUAUUUUCUAUCUAAUAUCUUCAUAUUGUUCAGUUUGACUAUGCUAGGUCAUAUUCAUGUAUCAUACUUUGAUAUCCAUAUCAUAUUUGGUGUACUUGAUCAAGACAAAAUAAUGCUUUCAAGGAACAUAAUGUAUCACUACAUGGGGCCAAGAUAUUUCACAAUCACCCACACUCAGCAAUAUUUCAUAAUUAUUCCAACUAUAUGUCAGUCACGGAUGAGUAUCAAAGUUUACAAAACUCAUUCUUUUUCUAAUCAGUCCUCUUCAUCUUCGAUAUUUUUUUAUAUUGAAUAUACUGGUUAGGAACAUUGAUCAAAGAGGCUAUAGAAAUAUGAACAUUGUACAUUCAAUAGAGUUAAUAUUUGUGGAACAUUUUGUAAGUAAGUUUUAUGGAAUAUGGAAUAAAUAACAUUAAUACAUACCCCA
This is a messenger RNA of Haliotis rufescens (red abalone), 5391 nucleotides long. Its product is annotated as E3 ubiquitin-protein ligase XIAP-like. The record is from RefSeq and is a predicted model, not a curated record. NCBI's taxonomy places the organism in Eukaryota, Metazoa, Mollusca, Gastropoda, Lepetellida, Haliotidae. Gene Ontology annotation, cellular component: cytoplasm; nucleus. Gene Ontology annotation, biological process: negative regulation of apoptotic process; regulation of cell cycle; positive regulation of protein ubiquitination. Gene Ontology annotation, molecular function: ubiquitin protein ligase activity; cysteine-type endopeptidase inhibitor activity involved in apoptotic process. The transcript has 6 exons. The coding region runs from base 135 to 2282 and encodes 715 amino acids.